AUGGAGAUCUGUGAUUGGAUUAAAAACAUUGAAAUGGGUGUUUUGGCUGCAAUUGAGAUCACAAGAAAUAAUAUAUUGGAAAAUACCACUAAUAGCAUCAAUAAUACUGACUUUAACAUUAUUGAUGAAUACGACAAGCUAUAUAAUAAAAUUGAAUCUUUAUGUAGAGACCAAAAAGAAUUCUAUGAGUAUAUAUUGGAAAAUUCAGAUAAAGAUAAUAAUUAUUUAGAGGGAGUUAAGGAAUACCAGGAAAGAGUCAAGUUAGAAAAGAUCACUCAAAAACUGGAGAAUAGUAAAGAAUACUUAAGAGAAUGUAUAAAAAGUGAAUUACAGAAUAUCAACUAUAUAGAAACGUUAAUUAUAAUGUGGAAGCAUUCAUCAUAA
Messenger RNA from Cryptosporidium ubiquitum, 384 nucleotides. RefSeq lists its product as uncharacterized. The record is from RefSeq and is a predicted model, not a curated record. The coding region runs from base 1 to 384 and encodes 127 amino acids. The transcript has a single exon. Lineage: Eukaryota; Apicomplexa; Conoidasida; Eucoccidiorida; Cryptosporidiidae.